AUGGCGCAAUCCUUAUCUUUAGCUUCACCGCUGCUUCCCUCAGUCUCUCUCAUCUCCAACCCCAUCGCCAAAACCCCCAAAACCUCUCUCUCCUUUCGCCGGGACACCCCUCUCCACAAGGUCGGUGGGCUGAGUAUAAGAUGCGCUCGUGUUGGUGGGGUUGAGAUACCGAACAACAAGAGGGUGGAGUACUCUUUGCAGUACAUCCAUGGGAUUGGGCGGACUAGGUCGAGGCAGAUACUCAACGAUUUGAACUUCGAUAACAAGCUCACCAAGGAUUUGUCCGAGGAGGAGCUCACCAUUCUGCGUGGGGAGGUUUCGAAGUACAUGAUUGAGGGAGAUCUCACAGAGUUCCGAUCAUCUCGUUCUUGGUUCCGUUCAUCUCGUGAAGCCACAAGCCACAUAAUGCGUUUUGUGGUGAGGAAUGAGGAGGAAGCCGCGGCGGCACUCGUCGUCGCCAGGGUACUUGCUCCGGACACCCUGACGGUGAAGUUGGACUCAGAAAUGGCGCCGAACGUUGCAGCUAGGGUUAUUGAGGACUUGGCUGUUGCAGACAACAUCUUCAUAAUCGAUGUUGACCAAAACACCGUUGCUUGGUCUGUCGCGAAAGCUGGAGCAGUUGUUGGGGCAGCAGCAGUGUUAGCUCUGGAGCAGUUGUUGGGGGCAGCAGCAGUGUUAGCUGUGUUCUGUGUGAAGGCCAAAGAGUCUCAAAAUGAGAAGAUCAAGCUGAUCGGGUCUAUUGUAAGCUCAGCCGUGGGUCUCAUCAACAUCUUCUCGAUCUUCUCCGAGUUCCGCUCGAGGAUUAACUAA
Messenger RNA from Striga hermonthica, 810 nucleotides. The record is from the annotation of a GenBank genome assembly. NCBI's taxonomy places the organism in Eukaryota, Viridiplantae, Streptophyta, Magnoliopsida, Lamiales, Orobanchaceae.